UUAUUUAGAAGAAAUCCGGAAGUUUUGUUUGUCAAUUCUUUGUAACCUGACAGCAGUGUGCUGUUUGAGGAGCACCAGCAAAAAAAAAAACCUUGGCGAAAGUGGAGAAGAAGCCGGUCAGUCCUGUGUUAUUUAUUUGGGCUUUCAGGCUGUUGUUUUGUUGAGAAUAACUCCGUCUUUCGCCUCCGCUGUUCCUGGAAAACACACAGAAAAAAUGGAGAUAGAAAAGGAAGUGAAGAAGAUGACCCUGGGCCAUGAGUUUGGAGCUGGAGCAGCCUGUUUGAAAUGCAAGGACAAAUGUGACGGCUUUGAAUUGCAUUUCUGGAGAAAAAUCUGCAGAAACUGCAAAUGUGGCCUGGCAGAGCACGACGUGGCGAUGAACUCUGAGGAGAACAAGAAAGUAGGCAAGUUGUUCGAGGACACCAAGUACACCGCCCUCAUGGCUAAGUUGAAGACUGACGGCGUCCCCAGCUACCAGGGCAACAUGGUGGCCAUCACUCUGCCCCCUCUUUCCCCCGCUUACGUCCUACCACCCAGUGCUGCGGCCUCCGUGGUUCCUCCCUCUGCCAUGGCCACGUCUGUACAGCCUGCUGCAGCCUCUGCAGGAGCACCACCUAGUGGAGCUCAGGGUCAGGCUCAGGCUCAGGCUCAGGGUCAGCGUCAGGGUCAGGGUCAGGGUCAGCCUGUAGCAGCAGGUGGUACGCCAGUGAUGGCGUCCAAAGUUCCAGUCCCUGCUAGUGCCACGGCGGCCAAUCUGAUGCCAGUUUCCAAAGAUUCACCAAUGACGUCCGUCACCUAUGAGUGGGCGCCCCCUGUGGCUAACAAAUAUCUGGCCGUGCGUUACAUCGAGCUGCUGCCGCCGGAGAAACGCCCUGUGGCCGGAACAGAGGGAGCUGCUUACCGUCGGCAGCAGAUGGACCGUCAGCUGCCGGAGCACGACCAGGACCCGUCCAAAUGUCAUGAACUCAGUCCAGCUGAGGUCAAACUAAUGCAGCAGUUUGUCCGCAAGUACAAGGACGAGGCCCUGGGCGUCGGAGAUGUUCUUCUUCCUGAGGAGAUGGCCCUGGUGAAGGCAGGAGGGCGGGGAGGGCGAGGGGCUGGGGGGGCGCCUGGGGCUGGAGGGGCACCUGGGGCUGGAGGGGCACCUGGGGCUGGAGGGGCAGGCUUUGGUGUCGGGGCAGGUGGUCAGAGAGCUGGGACUUGUGCAGGAUCUGGACCUGGAGCCACAGCUGGUGGUGUUGGUCAGGGUGCUGCUUUCGGACCAGGAGGUAACAAUGCUUUGGCAGGAGCAGGAGCGGGGACUAGUCCAUCUGUAGGAGGCGCUGUUGGCACUGCUGCUACUGCUGGAGCCAUGGUCGUCCCUGGAGGUCAACAGUCUGGACUCCCACAGCAGAACUUUUCGUGCCGUCACUGUCAGCAGCCGAUGCGUAUGGGCGAGCCCGCCGUCUACGCCGAGAGGGCCGGCUACGAUAAACUGUGGCACCCAGCAUGCUUUGUGUGCUGCACCUGCAACGAGCUGCUGGUGGACAUGAUCUACUUCUGGAAGAAAGGGAAGCUCUACUGCGGACGCCACUACGGAGACAGUGAGAAGCCGCGCUGCGGAGGAUGUGACGAGCUGAUCUUCAGUAACGAAUACACUCAGGCCGAGGGUCAGAACUGGCACCUGAAGCACUUCUGCUGCUUCGACUGCGAUCGCAUCCUCGCCGGAGAGACGUACGUGAUGGAGAAGGACAAGCCUGUGUGUAAGCCCUGCUACAUGAAGAACCAUGCUGUGAAUUGCUCUUCCUGCCAAAAGGCAGUGGACCCCGAGGCCCAGAGGGUUUCCUACGGCGAGUUCCACUGGCACGCUGAGCCACAGUGCUUCAAGUGCUCCGGUUGUUCCAAGUGUCUGGUGGGCCAGCGCUUCAUGGCCCUCAAGAGUUUUCUCUUCUGCUCCGUGGAGUGCAAGAAAAAAAUCAUGGCCUAGUGGUAGGAACCUGCUACUGCUGCUCCUCAUCGCUGACCUUUGAACCUACUCACGGAACCAGGUUGGGCUGAACCCGAACACCUGACGUCUGAUUUGGACGUGGGUUCUUUCUGUCCAUCACAGUAUUGAUAACUCUGUCUCUUCAAUCCACUCUUUUUUUUUUCUUUUUUUUUUUACUGUGAUUUUUCUACUCAUGAGUUUCAGUCCGAGACGACAAUCUGACUUUAUUUGUUUUUUCAAUUCUUUGCCUGUGAAAAAGUAUUAGCACUGAUCUACUGCUGAAGAAGUCAUUUCUGAUUGGGUGAUAAGAAACUACUGAUGUCAGUUCUUCUCCACGCAGCAAUAAGAAAAUCUUUGUUCAAGUCCAAACUUCCAGCACUUUUUAAUCCAGAUCAGAGUCGGUCAGUUCCAACUUUUUUUUUUAUUACUUUUGCUUUAAACCUCAUCAAAUAUGAACGUUACAAAAUACUCAGGCCCAGUUCACUGAACAUUGGACUGAACCAUCUACGACAUCAGGUUCAACCAGGUCCAUGUGUCAUAGAACAUUUAUGUUUAUCUUGUCUUUUCUGACUGGAAUAUUUAUUCCAGAAAAAUAUCAGCUCCAUAACAUUGAUUCGUUGAUACGUUGGUGUGGGAGAAUAAACCAUCACCAUCAACACAA
This is a messenger RNA of Cynoglossus semilaevis (tongue sole), 2627 nucleotides long. It is a transcript of the gene tes, whose product is annotated as testis derived transcript (3 LIM domains). The record is from RefSeq and is a predicted model, not a curated record. Gene Ontology annotation, molecular function: zinc ion binding. Lineage: Eukaryota; Metazoa; Chordata; Actinopteri; Pleuronectiformes; Cynoglossidae.